Tachyglossus aculeatus (Australian echidna) is the source of this 2010-nucleotide messenger RNA. It is a transcript of the gene CCNL1, whose product is annotated as cyclin L1. Lineage: Eukaryota; Metazoa; Chordata; Mammalia; Monotremata; Tachyglossidae. Gene Ontology annotation, cellular component: nucleus. Gene Ontology annotation, molecular function: cyclin-dependent protein serine/threonine kinase regulator activity. Gene Ontology annotation, biological process: regulation of transcription by RNA polymerase II. The transcript has 11 exons. The record is from RefSeq and is a predicted model, not a curated record. Bases 47 to 1561 code for a protein of 504 amino acids.
GGCGUCCGGCCCGCAGGCCGGCGGGGCCCUCAGCGCGGGCCUCAACAUGGCGGCCGCCGCCGUCGCCUCGUCGUCGGCCUCGGCCUCCCCCUUGGGCAUCCUCAUCGGCGACCGCCUCUACUCGGAGGUGUCGCUGAGCCUGGACCAGUCCCUGAUCCCCGAGGAGCGGCUGUCGCCCACGCCGUCCAUGCAGGACGGCCUCGACCUCCACAGCGAAACCGACCUCCGCAUCCUGGGCUGCGAGCUCAUACAGGCCGCGGGAAUCUUGCUCCGCCUGCCGCAGGUGGCCAUGGCCACGGGCCAGGUGUUAUUCCACCGCUUCUUCUACUCCAAGUCCUUCGUCAAACACAGCUUCGAGAUCGUCGCCAUGGCCUGCAUCAAUCUCGCCUCCAAAAUCGAGGAAGCCCCUCGCCGAAUAAGAGAUGUGAUAAAUGUCUUUCACCACUUACGCCAGCUGAGAGGAAAAAGGACUCCAAGCCCCCUGAUCCUUGAUCAGAACUACAUAAACACCAAAAAUCAAGUAAUCAAGGCAGAGAGGAGGGUAUUGAAGGAAUUGGGAUUUUGUGUUCAUGUCAAGCAUCCACACAAGAUCAUUGUUAUGUAUUUACAAGUCCUAGAAUGUGAACGGAAUCAAACCCUGGUUCAGACAGCCUGGAAUUACAUGAAUGACAGCCUUCGGACCAAUGUGUUUGUUCGGUUUCAGCCAGAGACAAUAGCAUGCGCUUGCAUCUAUCUUGCUGCCAGAGCCCUCCAGAUCCCACUGCCUACUCGCCCCCAUUGGUUUCUGCUGUUUGGCACCACUGAAGAGGAUAUUCAGGAAAUUUGUAUAGAAACCCUCCGACUUUAUACUCGAAAAAAGCCAAAUUAUGAGUUGCUGGAGAAAGAAGUAGAAAAGCGAAAAGUGGUGCUUCAAGAAGCCAAACUGAAAGCAAAGGGAUUGAAUCCUGAUGGAACUCCUGCGCUUUCUACCUUGGGUGGCUUUUCACCUGCCUCUAAACCAUCAUCGCCAAGAGAAGUAAAAACAGAAGAAAAAACACCAGUGUCUCUGAGUGUGAAGACUCUGAAAAAGGAACCUGAAGAUCGACAGCAAGCUUCCAAAAGCCCUUAUAAUGGUCUCAGAAAGGACAGCAAGAGAAGUAGAAACAGUAGAAGCGCCAGUCAGUCAAGGUCCCGGACGAGAUCCCGUUCUAGAUCUCACACUCCCAGAAGACAUUACAACAAUAGGCGGAGUCGAUCUGGGACUUACAGCUCGAGGUCAAGAAGCAGGUCCCAUAGUCACAGUGAAAGCCCUCACAGACAUCAUAAUCAUGGCUCGCCCCACCUUAAAGCCAAGCACACCCGGGAUGAUCUUAAGAGUUCAAACAGGCACGGUCACAAGAGGAAAAAAUCCCGUUCUCGAUCUCCGAGCAAAUCCCGUGAUCACUCAGAUGCAGCCAAGAAACAUCGGCAUGAAAGGGGACAUCACAGAGACAGGCGUGAAAGAUCUCGCUCAUUUGAACGAGCUCACAAAGGCAAACACCACGGUGGCAGUCGUUCGGGACAUGGCAGACACAGGCGCUAAUUUUUAAUUUUUUUUAUUAUUAUUUUUUUAGGCCCCAUCAGUUCUUAGUUAUGUCCGUCUAAGGUGUGUGGACUCUAACUGAAAUAUUAAGCAAACGGAUUAGGAUAUGAUUUAUUAAAGUCUCCUCCACGUUCCUAGAAACAUUGAGGACAUUUUCUUUGGAAAAAUAUUAAUUUUUUGCACAUUAAAAUACCCUACCAGUAUAAUGGAUUCAUUGGAAAACCUCGGUCAGGUUCAAUUGUACCUAUUAUAGUUAUGUAUUGUUUAUCAACAUAAGAACUGGAGAAUGAACUUCUGUUAAAAAGUACCUUAUUUUUAUACAGAUAAAUUGCAGACACUGUUCUAUUUAAGUAUGGUAUUGGUUUGAAUAAUGGUGGAUACUUUCUUACACUGGUUUGUCUGCAUGUGUAAAGAUUUUUACAAGAAAAUAAAAUACAGAUCUUUUUUAA